UAACCGAAUUUAUUUUUCAACAUGUUUUAUGAAAAGGCAAAAAUUAAUUUGUUGAGAAAUUUAAAUUAAAAAAAAUUAAUUUAAUAAACGUAACGUUUAAUCAAGACAUAAAUAGAAUUAAGAAUAACACUUAUAACAAUUUUCAAUUGGGUUAUUAAUCAAAAUACAUAUAUGAAAAUUACCAAACAUCAUUUAGUGGUUCUGCGUGCUAGUUUUCGGGCAUCCUUCAAACGAUUGCAUUAAGCUAAUUUUAAGCAAAUGUAGAGACAGCGAUGAAAAUAUCUUUCCAUCAUAUCAUAUGCAUAUCUCCUCUUCCUUCUGAAACAUGGAUGUGAUGAUGUUUAUUAGGAUCUUGUUGAAUACUUACCUUCUGGCUUCCUUGAUAGUCAAACCAUCUCAUAUGCAACGAAACAACUGGAGGAAGAGACAUUCUGUCAGAGAGAAAAAGAGCAUGUCAACAUUCUUCAACGAGCUUCUUGGCGGGUACAAGGCCGACGAACCCCCGAUGAAAGAUCGACCGACUGAAGUGCACAUCGGCAUCUACAUCAACAGUUUCUUCUCCAUCAGCGAGCAGACGAUGGACUACUCGGUGAGCAUGUACCUGAGGCAGCAUUGGAGGGACCCCAGGCUCUGCUAUAUCCCCCUCUCGAGGAAAACUAUCUCAGUCAGGCUGGGCAACGGUCUGUGGAAAUACAUCUGGAUACCCGACACUUUCAUCCGCAACGAAAAGCGAGCCACUUUCCACGAGGUGACAGUUGAGAAUCGCCUGCUGAGGCUGAACACAACCGGCUACAUGUGGUACGUCACCAAGAUAACAGCCACCCUGUCUUGCAUGAUGAAGCUGCAGAAGUACCCGCUGGACACGCAGACGUGUCAGAUGAUGUUUGAGAGCUUUGGCAAUACAAUGGAUACCAUGUAUUACACGUGGUUCAACAACUCCAUCGAAAUUGAAAAAAAUCUCGAAUUGCCACAGUUCUCACUUAUAAAAACAUUGGAAGACGACUGUUCGCAAAACUAUACUGCAGGAUUUUUCUCCUGUCUCUCUCUCGAGUUCGUAUUGCACAGGGACAUUGGUUUUUUCAUAAUCCAGGUGUACAUACCCAGCAUGUUGAUCGUCAUCCUCUCCUGGGUGUCCUUCUGGAUCAACAUCGAUGCCUCGCCUGCCCGCGUCUCUCUCGGCCUCCUCACUGUCCUAACAACCACAACAAUGAGUGGGGGCGCCAGAGAAUCUUUGCCAAGGGUGUCGUACAUAAAAGCCAUAGAUGUGUGGAUGAUUGUCUGUCUUGUUUUUGUAUUCGCUUCACUCAUCGAGUAUGCAGUGGUCAACGUUGUUUCCAGGAAGGUCAGAUCAGUUCGCCCCUCAUCAACCAAUGAAAAUCGUUUGCACAUCCACACUAUGACGUCACUUUUCAGGGCAACCAACCAGAGUAGCGGUGCGAACGAUGAAUUUUGCCACAGUACAAACAACAAUUGUCACAAUCUACUGGAUUACAUUGCCCAUCUUUUCCAGUUCAAACCGAGCAAGGAAAACAAGGAAGUCUACGGCGCAACAUCGUGUGACAAGUCUCGAGACAUCGAGGAGAGCAGGAGGAAAGCUCGUUCGAUUGAUAAAGUUGCAAGAAAGGCGUUCCCCCUCGGUUUCGUUAUCUUCAACCUCAUUUAUUGGUUGUACUACACACAGUUUGCCGUUUGACCGUUUUUUUUACAUAAUUUGCCUUUUUCUUAUUUCUAUUUUAUAUAAUAUUUUUAUCCACAAAAAUUAAUUUGUCAGUUUUAUUAAUUUGGCGGUGAAAAUGUUUUUGGAACAAAUA
Molecule: messenger RNA, 1811 nt
Organism: Helobdella robusta
Lineage: Eukaryota; Metazoa; Annelida; Clitellata; Rhynchobdellida; Glossiphoniidae
Exons: 11
Coding region: 326-1693 (455 amino acids)
Biological process (GO): signal transduction; nervous system process; chemical synaptic transmission
Cellular component (GO): membrane; neuron projection; synapse
Molecular function (GO): chloride channel activity; transmembrane signaling receptor activity; extracellular ligand-gated monoatomic ion channel activity
Source: RefSeq, a predicted model, not a curated record